Molecule: messenger RNA, 4118 nt
Organism: Molossus molossus (Pallas's mastiff bat)
Lineage: Eukaryota; Metazoa; Chordata; Mammalia; Chiroptera; Molossidae
Gene: CRY2
Product: cryptochrome circadian regulator 2
Exons: 12
Coding region: 86-1867 (593 amino acids)
Biological process (GO): entrainment of circadian clock by photoperiod; circadian regulation of gene expression; negative regulation of DNA-templated transcription
Cellular component (GO): cytoplasm; nucleus
Molecular function (GO): DNA binding; FAD binding
Source: RefSeq, a predicted model, not a curated record
GUCAUAGGUCACUGGGCGGGUUGGAGGCGGAGCCCAUGGCACUGACAGGGGCGGAGCGGCAGUGGCCCGAGCAGUCUGGGCGGUGAUGGCGGCGACGGCGGUGACGGCGACAGCGGCGGCCCUGGCGCCAGCGGCCGGCACGGAUGGCGCCUCCUCAGUGCAUUGGUUCCGCAAGGGGCUUCGGCUCCACGACAACCCGGCGCUGCUGGCAGCAGUGCGCGGGGCGCGCUGUGUGCGCUGCGUUUACAUCCUCGACCCUUGGUUCGCGGCCUCCUCUUCUGUCGGGAUCAAUCGAUGGAGGUUCCUACUUCAGUCUCUGGAAGAUCUGGACACGAGUUUAAGGAAACUGAACUCCCGCCUGUUUGUAGUCCGCGGACAGCCAGCUGACGUGUUCCCAAGGCUAUUCAAGGAAUGGGGGGUGACCCGCCUGACCUUUGAAUAUGACUCCGAACCCUUUGGGAAAGAACGGGAUGCCGCCAUCAUGAAGAUGGCCAAGGAGGCUGGCGUGGAGGUGGUGACCGAGAACUCUCAUACUCUCUAUGACCUGGACAGGAUCAUUGAGCUCAAUGGACAGAAGCCACCUCUUACCUACAAGCGUUUUCAGGCCAUCAUCAGCCGCAUGGAACUGCCCAAGAAGCCUGUGGGCUCCGUGACCAGCCAGCAGAUGGGGAGAUGCCCGGCCGAGAUCCAGGAGAAUCACGAUGAAACCUAUGGUGUGCCCUCCCUGGAGGAGCUGGGGUUCCCUACUGAAGGGCUUGGCCCAGCUGUUUGGCAAGGAGGAGAGACAGAAGCUCUGGCCCGCCUGGAUAAGCACUUGGAACGGAAGGCCUGGGUCGCCAGCUAUGAGAGGCCCCGAAUGAACGCCAACUCCCUGCUGGCCAGCCCCACGGGCCUCAGCCCCUACCUGCGCUUCGGCUGCCUCUCCUGCCGCCUCUUCUACUACCGCCUGUGGGACCUGUAUAAGAAGGUGAAGCGAAACAGCACACCUCCCCUCUCCCUGUUUGGGCAACUCCUGUGGCGAGAGUUUUUCUACACAGCAGCCACCAACAACCCCAGGUUCGACCGCAUGGAGGGGAACCCCAUCUGCAUCCAGAUCCCCUGGGACCGCAACCCUGAGGCCCUGGCCAAGUGGGCCGAGGGCAAGACAGGCUUCCCUUGGAUCGACGCCAUCAUGACGCAACUGAGGCAGGAGGGCUGGAUCCACCACCUGGCCCGGCACGCUGUGGCCUGCUUCCUCACCCGCGGGGACCUCUGGGUCAGCUGGGAGAGCGGGGUCCGGGUGUUUGAUGAGCUGCUCCUGGAUGCAGACUUCAGCGUGAAUGCGGGCAGCUGGAUGUGGCUGUCCUGCAGCGCUUUCUUCCAGCAGUUCUUCCACUGCUACUGCCCCGUGGGCUUCGGCCGCCGCACGGACCCCAGCGGUGACUACAUCAGGCGAUACCUGCCCAAACUGAAAGGGUUCCCCUCUCGAUACAUCUAUGAGCCCUGGAAUGCCCCAGAGUCGGUUCAGAAGGCAGCCAAGUGCAUCAUCGGUGUGGACUACCCCCGGCCCAUCGUCAACCACGCCGAGACCAGCCGGCUCAACAUUGAGCGAAUGAAGCAGAUUUACCAGCAGCUCUCUCGCUACCGGGGACUCUGUCUGCUGGCAUCUGUCCCUUCUUGCGUGGAAGACCUCAGCAGCCCAGUGGCAGAGCCCACCUCAAGCCAGACGGGGAGCUCGGGCAGUGCAGGCCCAAGACCACUACCCAGUGGCCCAGCGUCCCCCAAACGCAAGCUGGAAGCAGCCGAGGAGCCUCCCGGUGAAGAACUCAGCAAACGGGCCAGGGUGGCAGAGUUGCCCGCCCCAGAGCUGCCGAGCAGGGAUGUCUGAGACUGCAGCUGUGGCUCCGUGAGCAAAGCCUGGGUGCCCAAGCAGCCACCACCGCAGCAGAGAGCAGCCUGCAGAGAAGCUGAUCACGACAGAUCAAGCGAACGUGUGUGCGCGCGCAUGCAGAGGAAGGAGUGGUGUGCCUAUUUGCGUGUGCAUGCGUCUGUUUACACUCUUGUGAUUCUGAGCACUGCCUGGGCUGGAGAAGUACCUGUAGCCGCUUCACCUCAGCCUUCAGACACCAGGUUGGGGGUCAUGGCUGUGACUUUCAGCCACUACCUGUCCCUGCGAGCCAGCUGCCUUGUCUGAACAGAAGAGUGGUAGGACCCUAGCUGGGAUUCCAGCGUCUGCCCCUCCCCCAGCCCUCCCUCCCUCCCUUCUCACAUCAGACGGAGGAGCAGAAGGGCAACAUUUCUGGCUCUUACUCAGAGCAUGGGAUUCUAGAAGCAGCCAGAGCCCUGCUGAGCUCCUCCUGACCCUGGACGCUGAGCAGGCUGGAGUGGACAGAGUCACCUGGCCUGGCUUCCUUCUUAUUAUAAAAUUCUCUGCCUCUGGGUCCUCCUGGCCCUUCCUCAGGCCUCUCGGACACAGAACAAGGCUGUGGACAGAUCUGAAAACUCUCGGCCAUCAUUCAGAAGUACCAGUACCUGCACGCUCGGCACUGCAGAUGCCAGGCUAGGAAGUACAUUCACCGUGUAGGGGCUGGAAACCUAAGAUUAGAAAUAGUGUCCCAGCUGUCACCGCUCCUCCCCUGGAAGCUGAGAGCCGGCCUCAGAGCUGACUGUGGAGACCCAGUGCCUCCACCAGGAGGAGGCCAGGUUCCCGGCUCCUCCGGCCACACUCCAGGGCACCACAGUGCUGCCUCUGAGGUCAGCUGACACCCGCCCAGGGGAGCCUGGUUCUAGCCUCUGCCUGCUCGGGACCGGUCAGCAUCCAGGCUGCCGUGUCAGCUCUGCCAAUAGCUGGACGCCAAGGACCCAGACAGGUGGACUCAGGUGGGGACUGUCAGGGACAGUUGAUUAAGGUCCAAGCAGAGAGCCCACCCAGCACAUCAACCCUUCCAGACGCAGCAGGUGGGAGGCUUGGCCCAGAGACGCCGAGGCCUUACAUUCCAGAAGUGGCCUGUGCCUCCCACCUCAACCCUCCCACCGCCGAAGGCUUGUGAUGAGAAAGGCAAAAUGGAAAGGACUGUGGUCAGCUGCAGCACGUCUUCCUUCCACCCGUGGCCUGCACUUGAGCCACAGAGUGUGUGCGUGCGUGUUGUGUGUGUGUGCGUAUGCAUGUGCGUGUGCACACAUGGCUGAGAAGCUGGUUCCUCUGGAUUUUUGUCCUCAUGUGUAACACUAAGCUGGCCUCUGGGCCUUCUCUUCUCUACCUCCCUGUGACCUUCCCUAGCCUCCCAGCUGUCAACGCCUUGGCCCCAGCCCUGCCCCUCACUGUUCUCUGUCCUUGGGCUGGAGCUCCGGGCUCAGGCCCCGUCUCCAGCUGUCCUGACAUGUCCGCAGAUAUUCUCAGCCAGAGAGCUGCCUUUAGAGUCCAAAUGUUGUAUGUAUGUCACCCUCACUGAAAAUGUCCCUACUGGGGGGGGGGGGGGCGCACAGGUGACUGUGUGUAUUUGAAGCCUUGUGUUGGGGGCGUCCCUGUUCCCUUAGCCCCAGCCAGGAGGAGGCAGAACUGGGAGCUACUGCCCGAAGGGGAGCAGAGCAAGCCUGGAAGGGCUGGCCUGAGAAACUGAGAAGGCCGGAGGGCUUAGGGCCAGAGUCGGGAUUGAUUUAGCAGCGCCUUCAGAUGUCAGGAUGAGCCCAUUUGAGGAUGGCUCUCUUCCCUAAGGUACAAGUUGGCCAGACCACACACUCCACUUCACCAACCCUGGCAUGCUGGCCCACUCCCUGUGGAAUGGAGUGGGGGUGAGAAAGGGUGUGUCCAGUGGCCUGGAGCUCCACGGUGGCUUUGUGUCCCCCCCAGCCCAGGUGUCCCUGGGGGCCGCCGCAGAGCAUUGCCCCAAAUCCUGAUCCAAGGGCCAGCAUGGGGAAGAGAUGGUUGCAGGCAAAAUGCACUUUAUACAGAGAUUUUCUAUUCUGGGAACGUGUGUUUCUCCCCCAGAUUGUUUGUGAACAUUCACUUGUUUCAUAAAUGUCUGAUCCUGUCUGAGUAAAGCCGUACUGUCGUCAGUCUUGUGGAAGGUCCGGGGACUGAGAGUCAGUCAGGCUGAGCCUGAAUGGAGCCUUAAGCCAGAGCAUCCUGGUUUUGCUGG